CAGAUUGGGUUGGUUAUCAAGGAAGAAAGUGAAUGGUACCAUGGGAAAUCUGUGGCCACUUGAUUGUUCCUUUCUUUCUAAUUGGUAUAGAGCCAUAUAUUCAUUUGGAUUUAAGUGUAAGCUAUUAUAGGAUAGAAAUAUUCUACACCGAGGAGCUUGUAAUCCUGUCUUUUAUACCUACUCCCAUCACUGACUCAGAUUUAAGGCCUCCAUUCCUUUCCUUUCCAGAUGCUAGCAUGUAGAUAUCUUUUUUCCAAGGAUUCAGCUUCCAGAUCAGUUGAUGAAGCAUCUAUCUGGAGGAACUUUUGCCUGUCAAAGAGUAGCAAGUGAGGAGACACAGCAUGGGCGGCAAAGUGAUCUAGUCUCCAAGAGGACACCUCAUCCUCUUUACUGCUUCAGAUAAGCAGUUGGAAUGGGCCAUCAGGCCCACAAGGCUCCUAUGGCCACCUCUCAAGCCAGUGAGUCCUGUAAGAAUGUGCUAGAGCAGGUACUCCGAGUGCCCAAAGGGGCCCACCCUCUGGGAUCUGUGAGGCACAUGUUUUCUGUGGGGCACAGCACAGUGGUGCUGAUGUAAGUGCCCUUGUUCUGAAAUUGGAGCGCAGAGGGUCAAUAAUUUGUACAAGGUCAUGUGACAUCUAAAUGGCAGAUCUAGGACUUAAACACAGUUUAGGCUCAGGUUUGCCCCAGACUCAUGCUUUCUCCAACACCUUCUGCUCUUGGGUUUGCUGCUCCAGUAUCAAGCAGUUUUAGGCAAAAUCUCAAAUUCCUGAAAACUUAACCUCCAGACUCCAUAUUGGGCAAAGUUGCCAGACCUAUUAAUGAUUAUUCUGUCAGUCUAAUCAGAGAAAUACCUCUUAAUAAAUAUACAUUAAAACCAACAAACCCAGCUGCCUUUUUAUAGAAAUUGAUAAGCUGAUCCUAAAAUUUAUAUGGAAUCGCAAGGGACCCACACUAUCCAAAGUGAUCUUGAAAAAGAACAAAAUUGGAGAACUCACACUUUCUGAUUUUAAGACUUGCUACAAAGCUACAGGAAUAAAAAUUGUGGUACUGACAUAAGGAUAGACAAAUAGAUAUGGAAUAAGAGUCCAGAAGUAAACCUGCACAGGAGAUUUUCCUGGUUCUCCAGAUCCAAGUGUGAUUCUGAUGAGUCUCAGUGGUCCUUUGAGUCUUAAGGAAUUAUCCAGAUCCUUGAAUUUGUUUCUUCUCAAUACCCAGACAGAGCUGUUUAUAAACAGGAGCACUAGAAAGGAUGAUUACAAAAGACCAGGACAUCCACAAGGCAUCACAUCAAAGGUCAAUUACUAUGGUCAAUUGAUUUUUGACCCUGGUGCCAAAACUAUCCAAUGGGGAAAGAAUGGUUUUUUUCAACAGGUGAUUCUGGGACAACUAACUAUCCACAUGGAAAAUAAUGAAUUUGGACACGUACUUCAUGCUGUAUACAAGAUCAUCUAAAAGUGAAUCAAAGACCUGAAUGGGAGAGCUAAAACUACAAAACCAAUUGGAACAGCUUGUAGGACACAUGAAGAGGAGGCAACAAGAAAAAUUGGAAUAUAAAAAAAUAGAAUUAUUAACUCUCCUAGAAUCACACACACACACACACACACACACACACACACACACACACCCCCAAAGGGAAGAAAGAAAACAGUAGACAAAUAUGAGAAAGGUGAUGUAUUUAUAUAAGGUAGAGCAGAAGGACUCAAGGCAAAUUGUGAGGAAGGGAUGAGAAGACUAGUGAGGCAGCAAUAUGCCCACGAGUGUGGGUGCCAGUAGUCAUGGAAGAGGCCACCAAAUAACCUUUUGUUGCCCAGAGCAUCUUGGGUGGACAUAGCGAAGCAGUCUGCGUACUGGCUCAUAGUCACUGUCAACUAAUAACUAAGUGAGAUUUUCUCUAGGAUUUAAAAAACUGUUUUAACCUAUUUCCAGUUUCUUUUUUUUUAUUUCAGUUUUACUCUUUCAUCACCAUUUAUCCCCUCUGUGCCCACCUUAAGAGCAGAUCAUUUAGUGUUUUGUGUGAGCCCAGUUGUUACAUUGUCUUCCACUAGCUGACCCAGAGUUCUUCAAGUGUUAACAUAACUUGUUUUACCAUUUCUCACAGGCCUGUUUUAUAUGGGUGCGUCCAGCAGAUGGCAAUAGAAUUCUUAGACUUCAGAUCCACAUUUUGCCCAAUAGAAAUAUGUUUUUAUUACUAGACCACAAGCUGAUCUUCCACCCUCAAAUCUCGAACUAUAAAAGGGUGCUCUGACUCUUUACAGCUGAAGGUCCCUCUUGCCCAAGAUGAACAUUAUUACCUAACAGUAUGCAUGCUCUAGCAAUAUGAACAACAUCAAGAGUAAUCGAGAACUAUACCAGCAAUACACAGCCAUGGCCCCUAAGCUGCUGGCCCACAUCUCCAAAUUACUCAUCACGUGCCGGAACUCAGGCAUUGCUGUACCUAAGGGCAUCAGAAACAUCUUUGAGUUCACUUGGGAGGAGCUUAUCACUGACCCCAUGGUGCCUACCCCAUCUGACAUCCUGGGCCUGGAAAUCAGCCUUGGGACCCCGCCUGUGGUGCCUGUGGAAUCAACCCCUGUGCAGGUCCCCAUCCAGAAGAAGCCGCUGCCGCCACCAACAGUACAAUCGCCACCAGUGCUACCCACAUCCACUGCACCAGCCAGGUUCACCAACCAGCGUCCCAACCGUGGUCAUCGGGAGACCCUGCACAAGUUCCAUCGGCAGUCCAUCCAUCUGCUGACAGAGCUGCUCACCCUGAAGAUGAAGGCCAUGGUGGAGUCUGUGUCUGGUGCCAACCCCCUGGACAUCACAAGGCGCUUUGUGGAGGCCAGCCAGCUCCUCCACCUCAAUGCCAAAGAGAUGGCUUUCGACUCCCUGAUUGGCACAGUUGGGAGGAGUGACUUUGGUGUUGGACAGAUGGGGAAAGAGUCCUUCAUGAGCAUCUCAGCCAUGGGAGUGAACUCACCUUAUCAGCUUAUCUAUGAGGCCUCUACUGGCUGUCUGAGCUUUUCCCUCUCAACUGGAAGGGACGCCAAGAGGAAAGCAGGUAAUAGUGGCAAAUCAAAAUAUUUAGAAGAGCUAAGCACGUCAUCCCCUCAACGAGGAAUCGGAACUUCUGGCUCUGACAAUUUGGAAUUCAGUGACCCCUGCCCUGAGGCUCGGGAGAAGCUGCAGGAGAUGUGUCGUCAUAUAGAAGCCGAAAGGACAAUGUGGAAAGGGAGGAAUAUCUUCUACCCCAUGAUCUUACGCAACUACAGGGCAAAGAUGCCGUCUCACUCAAUGUCGAUCUCAAAAGGGGACAGUCAGACCCUGCACUCUCACCCUCCUGGUGCUCAUACUUCCAUUCCCAACCCUCACCAGCCUUCCAUCUUCCAUGCUCACUUCAGUCAGCACUCUCAGGAGUGGAAGGGAGGCAAGAAGACCAAGUUGCAUUAUACCUUCUAUGAUGGGUCUUCCUUCGUUUACUAUCCCUCCGGAAACAUUGCCAUUUGUCAGAUCCCCACGUGCUGCAGAGGGAGAACCAUCACCUGCCUCUUUAAUGACACACCCAACUUCUCCUUCCUGGCCCUGUUCACUGCUGAAGGCCAGGGCUGCGUUCACUACAACCUAAAGGCCCGCUGCCCAUAUGUCUUGAUCUUGGAUGAGGAAGGCGGGACCACCAACGACUACAAGGGCUAUACAGUCCACAAGUGGAGCUGGGCUUCUAAGACAGAGACUUUGCUCUCCCUGGAAUAUAAGGUGAAUGAGCAAAUGAAGCUGAUGGUGCUGGGGCAGGACUCCAUCGUGGUCACCUUCACCUCCUUGAAUGAGACAGUCACACUCACUAUAUCAGCCAACAACUGUCCCCAUGGGGUAGGGCAUGAUAAAAGGGUGACCCACAAGAUCGGCAGCAUGGAUGACAAGAUGUCUAAGAUGAACCGAGCUCUGGCAGAGAUCAAGAAGCGGUUUCAGAAGACAGUGUCUCAGUUCAUGAAUUGUGUCUUACUGGCAGCAGGCCUGCUCACCAUAGAAUACCCAGUAAGGGAAGCAGCAGAAAUAACUCAAACCAGAGUAAGAUCCUGGUCUGUCCUCGAGCGGGGCACCAAGAUAAGCCUAUACGCAGGAGAAGGCCUUACAUCACGGUAUCAGUCAGCCAUACCCGAAGCCUCAGCUGGAGAGUCUUUGAAGGAAGAGCUUGGGUCUGCUCCUGUGAGUCCCACUCAGAAGAAGACCAUCAAGGUCCAAGCCAAAGCCCCAGUCACACCCAGAGGGAAGGCCCGGGAGGUGCGCAGCCCCACCAGGUGGGCAGCCUCACCCUCUGACUGCCCACUGGUGCUGCGGAAGCUCAUCUGUAAGGAAGACAUCCGCUCUGGCUGCAAGUGCAUAGUAAAGGCACCCCUGGUAUCUGACGUGGAGCUGGAGCGCUUCCUGGCGGCGCCCCGCGACCCCAGCCAGGUGCUGGUGUUCGGGAUAGUGUCGGGCCAGAGCCCCACCAGCACAGGACAGCUCCAGUGGCUGCUCAACACACUCCACAGUCACCGGCAGCAGGGCCGUGCCUCACCCUGUGUCCAGUGUCGGCAUGACCCCUACCGCCUCCUGCGGUAUGACCUGGACAGCUCCCUGCAGAAGGACCCACCCCUGCUGGUGAAGAAGUAUGCCGUGGUGGCGGGCAUGGUUCUGCAGAUGUUCGCGGGGGGCAAGCUCCUUUUUGGGGGCUGCAUUUUGAAUGGAUAUGGCUUCAGCAAGCAGAAUCUGCUGAAACAGAUCUUCCAGGCUCGACAGGACUGUAAGAUGGGCUACUUCCUGCCAGAGAACUACAAAUUCAGCACUUCAGCCUCCAUCCUGGAUGACGCUGACUCAGACAGAAGAGCAUUGUUGGAAGAUGUCCAAGGAAGUGUCUCCUCGUUGACCCUAGGGGACAAGAUGGAGGAGUCUUUCCCUGAAGUCGAGAAGAAGAUGAAACAUCCCGACGUGAAUCUGCACCCUCACAGCAAAGGCAGGAGGGGCAGUAAGAAGAUAAACGCCUGGAAGAAGCCGUCCUCCAAGAAGUGA
Messenger RNA from Molossus molossus (Pallas's mastiff bat), 5025 nucleotides. It is a transcript of the gene FAM194C, whose product is annotated as chromosome unknown C3orf20 homolog. The transcript has 17 exons. NCBI's taxonomy places the organism in Eukaryota, Metazoa, Chordata, Mammalia, Chiroptera, Molossidae. The record is from RefSeq and is a predicted model, not a curated record. The coding region runs from base 2317 to 5025 and encodes 902 amino acids.